Populus nigra (black poplar) is the source of this 1631-nucleotide messenger RNA. Its product is annotated as peroxisome biogenesis protein 12-like. The transcript has 10 exons. NCBI's taxonomy places the organism in Eukaryota, Viridiplantae, Streptophyta, Magnoliopsida, Malpighiales, Salicaceae. Gene Ontology annotation, biological process: protein import into peroxisome matrix; protein monoubiquitination. Bases 113 to 1294 code for a protein of 393 amino acids. The record is from RefSeq and is a predicted model, not a curated record. Gene Ontology annotation, cellular component: peroxisomal membrane; peroxisomal importomer complex. Gene Ontology annotation, molecular function: ubiquitin-protein transferase activity; zinc ion binding; protein binding.
GAUAAGGAAGACAUGGUGUAAUAAAAUAAAACCUCAAAAAACCCAAACUGAGAAACCGGAAACAGAAACCAAAUCAAAGAAAUCGAAAAGGAGGAGGAGGAAGAAGAAGAAGAUGUUAUUUCAAGUAGGAGGACAAGGGACACGUCCCACCUUCUUCGAGAUGGCUGCUGCCCAACAACUCCCCGCCAGUCUCCGUGCUGCCCUUACCUACUCCAUUGGUGUAAUGGCAUUAAGAAGACCGUUUCUGCAUAAGGUGUUGGACUGUGAAGAUGAAUUCUUUUCGUUGCUUAUGUUGGUCCUUGAGACUCAUAGCUUGCGUACUACAGAUGCUUCUUUUGCUGAAUCUCUAUAUGGAUUGCGAAGAAGGGCAGUGAAGAUAAGAGUAAAGAAGGAAGAUGCACGUCCAAAAUCAGGGGAUGGAAUUCAGCACUCUGGUUUAGAAAAGCACCAAAGAAUUCUUUCAGUUGUAUUUUUGGUUGUGUUGCCUUAUUUUAAGUCAAAAUUGCAUUCAUUAUAUAACAAAGAAAGGGAAGCCAGGCUUCAAGCAAGUUUGUGGGGAAAUGGCGAUGAAGCAGUUGAAGAUGCUGAAUAUUUUAGUGGAGGGGAUGCUUCUCUUGUUUUUGGAGAAACAUUGGAUGCAGAAGCAACUAUUAGAGCACGUUUGACAAAGAAAAUUCAGAAAAUUGUAUUUAGUUGCUACCCAUGGCUGCAUGCUAGUAGUGAAGGAAUGUCAUUUGCAUAUCAGCUCUUAUAUUUGCUGGAUGCUACUGGGUUCUAUUCGUUUGGACUACAUGCACUUGGGAUUCAUGUUUGUCGAGCUACUGGGCAAGAGCUGAUGGACACUUCUUCUAGAAUUUCUAAGAUAAGAAGCAAUGAACGUGAUAGACUUCGUGGCCCCCCAUGGCUGAAGACAUUACAAGGUGCAUUGCUGAGCUGUGCAUAUACAAUGCUUGACUAUGCACAAACUGGCUUAAUUGCAGCAGUGUUCAUCUUUAAAAUGAUGGAGUGGUGGUACCAAUCUGCUGAGGAGAGAAUGUCAGCUCCAACAGUGUACCCUCCACCCCCACCACCUCCACCCCCAAAGGUUGCCAAAGAGGGGAUUUCACUGCCACCUGAUAGAACAAUCUGCCCAUUGUGCUCACAGAUGCGUGCAAAUCCUUCUGUUGUUACGAUCUCGGGAUUUGUUUUCUGUUAUGCUUGCAUAUUCAAAUAUGUAUCUCAGUAUAACCGCUGCCCAGUCACAUUGAUGCCAGCAAACGUUGAUCAUAUAAGGAGGUUGUUCCAUGAUAUGUAGAGACCUAGAGAUGCUAAAGGAGAUAAUCCAUGUAUUUUUCACGAAAGAAUCAAUGAACAAGACAUAGAUCUACAGCCAUUACAAGCAGCAAAAUAAUGUACAAUUUGCACUAACUUUGAACCCCGUUCAUUUCGACAGCAAUCCGUGUGACCUAGUCCUACCAGGACGGCACUCGACCCAUCUUAUAGAUGUCACCCAUUUAAAUUUGUACACUAACAAGUUUUUUUCCCAUUCUUUGUUUCUUUUUUACUCUGGACUUGUAUCUCAACAAUCUCGUGCUAAACAAGGUUUGAUUCUGCAUCUAUUGAUUAAUUUACAACCGUGUUGUUGGGCUUCA